CCGGCGCGCCAUACGAACGACGACGGGUCGCGCACUACGAGUAGGGCGCUGGUCGGCUCCGAAACCCCGAAGAACAGAAGGAAGAAGACGAAGAAGACGAGGAGGAGGAAACGGAAGAAAGUGGUAGCAGAUUACGACCGACUUGAAUCGAGACGAUUCGAUUGAACCAUCAGCCAGAAGAACCGAGGCAUCAGGUGAAGCUUUGCUAAGAAGCUGUUGAAGAAUAAACGAAAUCUCGGCCAAGGGAACGAGGUAUCGUCGAGAGAUCAAAUGAAUCAAACGGACAGGAUGUCUUCAGCGAUCGCUAAAGCCUCCAAGUACACGUACCGCUCCACCGGAGGUGGUACCGCCGAUGUCAGCAUCGAAUACAGCGCCGACCUGAGCGCUCUCACCAGACUGGAGGAUAAAAUCCGCCUGCUGCAGGAUGACCUGGAGUCUGAGAGAGAGCUGCGUCAGAGGAUCGAACGCGAGCGCGCUGAUUUGAGCGUGCAAGUUAUCCAACUAUCCGAACGUCUCGAAGAGGCGGAAGGUGGCGCCGAAUCUCAAUUUGAGAUUAACAAAAAAAGGGACACGGAACUGGCCAAACUGCGCAAACUACUCGAAGAUGUUCAUCUCGAGAGCGAGGAAACCGCGCACCUUCUGCGCAAGAAACACCAGGAAGUCGUCGUUGACUUCCAGGAUCAAAUCGACCAACUUUCAAAAGCCCGCGCUAGAGCUGACAAGGAAAAAUCGAAGUUCCAACAAGAAGUAUACGAACUCCUCGCCCAACUCGACAGUGUCACCAAAGAAAAAUUGAUGUCGAUAAAGACUGUAGAGAAGCUCGAGAUACAUGUAGCUGAGCUGAACGUGAAAAUUGAAGAAUUGAACCGUACCAUCGUUGACAUCACUAGCCACAAAACCAGACUAUCCCAGGAAAAUAUCGAGCUUACAAAGGAAGUGCAGGACUUGAAGGUCAACAUCGAGAAUGUUAUUUACCUGAAGACCCAGAUCGCAGGUCAGCUCGAGGAUGCUCGCCGUCGUCUCGAAGAUGAAGAUCGUCGUCGUUCAUUGGUCGAGGCUUCCUUGCAUCAGGUGGAAACGGAACUGGAAUCCGUUCGCAUUCAAUUGGAAGAAGAAUCUGAAGCACGUUUGGACAUUGAACGGCAAUUGGUUAAGGCUAAUGGUGAAGUACAAAUAUGGAGAUCGAAAUACGAAACUGAGGCCAAUGCUCGCGCCGAAGAGGUAGAGGAAUUACGUCGCAAAUACAGCGCUCGCAUCCAGGAACAAGAAGAACAGAUUGAAACCCUGCUGGUGAAGAUCAACAACCUUGAAAAACAAAAGUCCCGCCUGCAAUCUGAAGUGGAAGUCCUGAUCAUUGACUUAGAAAAGGCCAAUGGAACAGCUCGGGAGCUUCAGAAACGCGUUGAACAACUAGAGAAGAUUAAUAUCGAACUAAAGGCUCGUUUGGAUGAAAGUAUGGCGAUGUAUGAACAGAGCCAACGUGAUCUUCGCAACAAGCAACAAGAACUCCAACGUACCAAUGCUGAACUCGACAAAACUCGUGAGUUGAAGGACCAACUGGCUCGUGAGAACAAGAAAUUGGCAGAUGACCUCAGCGAUGCUAAGAACCAACUGGCCGACAUGAACCGCAGACUUCACGAAUUGGAACUGGAACUUCGUCGUCUGGAGAACGAACGUGAAGAACUUGCUGCUGCCUACAAAGAGGCUGAAGCGGGACGCAAGAUAGAAGAACAACGUUCCCAGAGAUUGUCUGCUGAAUUAACUCAACUUCGCCAUGACUACGAACGUCGCUUGACUGAAAAGGAUGAAGAAAUCGAAUGCAUCCGCAAGCAGACCAGUAUCGAGAUCGAGCAGCUGAACGCCCGCGUGGUCGAAGCGGAGACGAAGCUGAAGACCGAGGUACAACGCGUGAAAAAGAAGUUGCAGAUCCAGAUCACCGAACUGGAGCUGACUUUGGACGUUGCCAACAAGAACAACAUCGAUUUGCAGAAGACCAUCAAGAAACAAUCGCUCACCUUGACCGAACUCCAAGCUCACUACGACGAAGUUCAACGCCAACUCCAGGUAACCCUGGACCAACUAGGAAUCAGUCAACGACGCCUGCAAUCAUUAACUGCCGAGCUCGAGGAAGUACGCGGCAACUACGAAUCUGCCCUCCGUGCAAAGAGAAGCGUCGAACAGCAAUACGAGGAAUCGGUUAGCCGCAUCAACGAGUUAACCACCAUCAACGUGAACAUCGCCUCUUCCAAGGCAAAACUCGAACAAGAAUUAGCUACCCUGGCUGGUGAUUACGAAGAAGUUACCAAAGAAUUGAGAGUCAGCGACGAAAGAUACCAGCGAGUACAGAACGAAUUGAAACAUACCGUGGAGAUCCUACACGAGGAACAAGAACGUAUCGUGAAGAUCGAGGCCAUCAAGAAGUCUCUUGAAAUUGAAGUGAAGAAUCUAUCCGUGAGAUUGGAAGAGGUUGAAGCCAACGCUAUUGUUGGAGGCAAACGAAUCAUCAGUAAACUCGAAGCUAGGAUUCGUGACCUGGAGCUCGAGUUGGACGAGGAGAAACGUCGACAUGCCGAGACCGUGAAGAUCCUCCGCAAGAAGGAGCGUAACAUCAAGGAGGUGAUGAUCCAGGUCGAGGAGGACUCGAAAAACAUUGCUUUAUUGCAAGAAUCAUUGGACAAAGCGCACCAGAAAGUAAGCAUCUACAAGAGGCAGCUGCAAGAACAGGAAGGCAUGUCCCAGCAGAGCGUGACCAGGGUUCGCCGAUUCCAAAGAGAAUUGGAAGCUGCAGAGGACCGUGCUGAUACCGCUGAAAGUAACUUAACUUUGAUCCGUGCGAAACACCGCAGCUUCGUCACCACCUCCACCGUACCCGGUUCUCAGGUGUACCUCGUCCAGGAGACGAGGAGUGACCUGUAAAAACACGACCGCCGUCGACACCCAAUCCUUUGCCACUUCGAACGCCACCUCGUCGUCUUUAGAAACGUGUUACGAGCAAACGACGAACCAAAGGAAGAGCCUCAAUAAAUCAUCGUAAAUAAAAAAAAAAAAAGAAACGGUCAAGAAGAGUUUCCAACGGAUCGCAAUGCAAACGUCGUAAAUAAAGAAAUAUUAAAAUUAAUAAAUGCUACCUUAUUAAAAAUUCAACUUACGACAACGCCCAACGAUCCGUCGUAAAUUCGAUGUAACUUGGCUAACGAAUCGCGGUACCCGUCGCAACGAACCAGAAACCCAAAAUCCAAAAGGCAAAUCAACGCGAACAAUCAUCGUGUGAACUCGCAACGAUCGUCGUUAUUGGAUUAAAUAUAAGAAAAUCAUUAUAAUAUACAUACAUAAUAUAUACGUUAUUUAUAUAUGCAAUACGUAAAGAAUCAAGAAGCAAUUCGUUGUAUUUUCCUUGUAAUCUAUCAUGCGAGCAAUCACGAAGCGUGAGGAGUGGAAAUAUAUUGUUAAUAAAUUUAAAAAAUAUAUAUAUAUAUAUCAAAGUUAAGACGCGAGACGUGAUGAUUGUACUCCUUACGCUUCUUCGAUCGCACUUGUAUUUAAAUGGAUUAACUUUAAUUCUACUUCUAUUAUUAUUCUAGAUAGGUACUAUUGCCCAUACACACAACUCUCGCUGUACGACAUACACAAAUAACCUGUGUCAACGAUAAUUUAAUAAAUAAACUGAAACAAGUA
This is a messenger RNA of Osmia bicornis bicornis, 3675 nucleotides long. Its product is annotated as paramyosin, long form-like. Lineage: Eukaryota; Metazoa; Arthropoda; Insecta; Hymenoptera; Megachilidae. The record is from RefSeq and is a predicted model, not a curated record. The transcript has 16 exons. The coding region runs from base 271 to 2916 and encodes 881 amino acids. Gene Ontology annotation, cellular component: myosin complex.